AUGAGGGUCUUCCUGCUUUUUGGAUUGGUGGCUGUUGCCCUGGCUGACUUCGAGGGAGAGAAAGUCUUCCGUCUGAAGCCUGUGCUUGAUGAGCAUGUGACCAUCAUUAAGCAGCUGGCGAGGAGCAUCGAGGUUGAUUUCUGGAGGCCCGACAGCCCUGAGCUCGUGACCAUCGACAUUGACGUCGACAUCCGCGUGCCUGCCAUCUACCUUGAUAUGGUGUACACCAUCCUGCAGCAGAAUGACAUAGAGCAUGAGGUCCUUAUUGAGGAUGUGCAGGCUGCUGUUCACGCCCAGGUUGACAACAAGCCCUCUCCCAGAGCCCACAGCUACACCAAGUACAACACCUGGGACGUGAUCCAGUCCUGGAUCAGCUCCAUUUCCUCCUCCAACCCAAGUCUGAUCAGCAGGCAGGUGAUUGGAAACACCUACGAGGGACGCCCCAUGACCAUUCUCAAGCUCGGUCAGAAGUCCAGCGCCAACAAGCCUGCUAUCUUCCUGGACUGUGGCAUCCACGCUAGAGAGUGGAUCUCUCCCGCUUUCUGCCAGUGGUUUGUCAAGGAGGCUCUGUCCACCUAUGGCAAUGACGCUCAGAUGACCAGCCUGCUCAACGACAUGGAUGUCUUUGUUCUGCCCGUCUUUAACAUUGAUGGCUACGACUACACCCACAAGAGCAACAGGAUGUGGAGGAAAACUCGCUCCAAGAGAUCUGGAUCCAACUGCUUUGGAGCUGAUCCUAACAGGAACUUUGAUGCCGGGUGGUGCUCCAUGGGAGCCUCCAACAACCCCUGCAGCGACACCUUCUGUGGGUACACUCCCGAGUCUGAGAUCGAGGUCAAGAAUGUUGCCGACUUUAUCCGCAAGAACAGGUCCAUCAUCAAGGGCUACCUCACCAUCCACUCCUACUCCCAGCUGCUGCUGUUCCCCUACUCCUACACCUACGACCUGGCUGCCGACCACAGUGAGCUGAUGAAGGUUGCUGAGGGGGCCUCUACUGCUCUGCGUAGUCUGUAUGGUACUCGCUACACCAGUGGACCCGGUGCUACAACCAUCUACCCCGCUGCUGGAGGCUCCGAUGACUGGGCCUACGACCUGGGAGUGAAGUAUUCCUUCACCUUCGAGUUGCGCGACACUGGUCGUUAUGGCUUCCUGCUGCCCGAGUCUCAGAUCAAGCCCACAUGCGAGGAGACCAUGCUGGCCGUCAAGUACAUUGCCUCCUACGUGCAGAAGAACCUCUAUUAAAGAGCGGAACUGCCAGGACCCCUGCCAACUCAGCUCCUCUGUACCAGCCCCCAGCCCCUCCAAUCUCUCAGCCAUCUCUAGCCCGUAUCCAUGGAUACGGGCACCUCCUGCCAUGUUUCCU
Messenger RNA from Chelmon rostratus (copperband butterflyfish), 1363 nucleotides. It is a transcript of the gene cpb1, whose product is annotated as carboxypeptidase B1 (tissue). Gene Ontology annotation, biological process: proteolysis. NCBI's taxonomy places the organism in Eukaryota, Metazoa, Chordata, Actinopteri, Chaetodontiformes, Chaetodontidae. The transcript is spliced from 11 exons. Gene Ontology annotation, molecular function: metallocarboxypeptidase activity; zinc ion binding. The record is from RefSeq and is a predicted model, not a curated record. Bases 1 to 1242 code for a protein of 413 amino acids.